AUGUACGUGAUUCGGUCCGCACUGCGAGUGUCUACGAAACGACCUCCAGCGCGCUUUAUUCGCGGCCGCCGCUACCCUUCGACACCACGAUUACGAGCAUUCCACACCACACGCACCCUCGCCCAAGCCGCGAACCCACCGCCCGCGCCCAAUAGUACACCCGCCGACCAAGAUGACGUCAACAAGACGGACCGAGAGAAGGCAGCAGCAGCAGUCGAGGAGCCCGCCGACAGUGCGGUAGCAUCAGAAGACCCAGAGGUUCUGGCACAGAAGCUGCAGCGAUCGCGGGAAACCUCACGCAGGUACUCGGCUGCCUUGCGACGCCAGCAGCGGGGGAAGAAGACGCAAGGGCUGCCGCCUGUCCAUAUACCAGACUGGUUUCUGAAGAAGAGGGUACUACGCCGCCAACAAUAUCUCGCAGACCCACAAGUAGCCAAUGCGCCCACGGUUCUCUCUGUUCAAGUCGCCCAUGCUGAGUCCGGAGAGCAUGCUGCGUGCACCAUACCGGCUCCACGCGACUCUGACGCUACCCAGAUCCUGUCGCGACUAGUGCGUGGCCUGUGGAACAGGCGCCUGGACGAUCACGAGAAGCUCAAGGUGGAGAGGUAUUUGGAAGAGCAGAUGGCACCGAUCGAUCAGGCGGAAACACACCAAUCACAAAUCCGGAAUGACGAAGCAGUCGCUAGCACCGAAGCAGGGCGCCCGGACGAAGUACCCAUAUCCACAAUCACCGAAGACACUGCUUUCAUGGACGCUUGGUCUAAGCUGAGCAAGAUACAGAACGACAAAGACAUGGAUCCGCGCCAGAAAAUCGAGGCCAUGAAGAAACAAAGUGCCAAAUUGGGCAUGGUUGCGAGGAAACGAGAAAUCGCAAAGACUCGACAGGCUGGCAACUCCAGACGCCUAUCGUCCUUGGUCGUUGCUGAGAUUCGAGCUACUAUGGCUGCGUCUCUUUCCUCCUUGCACCCAGCUGGCGACUCGUUCCCUGUUACAAAGACAAACCUUAGCCUUCACUCACCCAUGGCUGAGCACGAGCCAUUGAUAGAUGAAUGCGUAACAUCUACUGCUCUCGAAAUGGGAGCUGACGUUGUUGUCCUAAAAGCUCAAGACCUUGCUCAUCUUGCUGGAGAUUACCUAGGCGAAGGAGCAGAGCCAUCACCACGUUCGAUACGCUCGCUGGGCUACGAAGCAUACCGCAUGAACACAGAUCUCGGCGAUCUCAUGAGGGACAUAGAAGACUCUAUCGCGCAGGACGACUCCGAGUGGAAUCAGUCUUCGUCGACGGAUCAGCCUGAUCCUAAUUCAAUGCGCCCCCGUGCUAUACCCCUCUCCAUAAUUUCUCUAAAAGGCUCUCUUUCACCUGCCUUGCGGGCUAUGACACAAAGCUUGAAGGGCAUGGGCCUGUCAGCAGGCGAAUUCGGAACGUCUGAUGCGACAGUCGAUGAGUCUGGGCGCAGUCAGAACCCUGGGGACGUACAGCUUGAGGAUCUGAAGUUAGCCGCUCUCUUAGACGCACUAAUUGAUGCGGGUGAUCUGAAGCAAAGCCGUGGUUUCGUCGACAAUACACAACCUUCCCACUUGUCUGAAGAGUCCCAAACAUCGUCAAAAGCUCCUGCCUUUUUCGACUACUCUCUGAAGCAAGAAGGUGCCGAGCUUGAACUCAACUCUGCCUUGCCGUCUCCUGCAAAGGCAGACAUCAGCAUGACUGUUAAAGUUGGGUCAGCUGCGAGAACCCUCAACGCCCCGACAAAGUCUAAAGUUAUCUACAUCCCGGACUUCAAACAACUAAAUGCUACACACUAUGGUGGCCGCAUCGUUCAGAAGCUGGAAGAGCUUGUUCGCAAGCGCCGUAGUGCUGGAGAAAGCGUCAUGAUUGUGGGAAGCACUUGUUCACGCGACCUUACGCCUGAACUGUCCGCCAGCGGAGUUCGUGCUCUCCAAAGCGAAGGCGAAAGCGGCUUCUUCAGGACCAUUGUCGUCGCAUCAGAGUCUGGCAGCAGUAGUACACCAAAUUUCGACGAAGCUCUCGCAUCGUUGGGUAGCAACUCUGCGUCGUCGAUUGACCUUUCAACAGCAGAAAAAGAUAAAUUCCGACGCAUCAAUCUAUGGCAUAUCCAAGACAUGCUUCGCUCAUUAGAUCCAGCGGCGGCUGCCAAUAUCUCGAAUUUGGAGCAAAGUCCUUUCCGCUUCGCCGAGUGGGCGCCUAUUUUCCAUUCAUCACAGUUCAGCCGUGUGUUGAGUUACGAUGAGGUACACAGGGUGGCAUUGACAGCUCUCGGCCUGCUUAUCACACGCCCAGCAAGCGAGGCAGCAACCUCUGAGGACGCACCGGCGCAAGUAAGCUGGGCACAUGUCGCGCUUGCUAUGGGGCUGCUAAAGUCGAGUGACACAACUAAAUACACCUCUUUCGAGAAGGCUGCGGCAGCGAUCCCGAAACGCUCCAAAAACGCUUUUGGUAAUCAGGAAGGAGGGUUUGAGGCAGACCUGGGCAGGAAACGUCCAGACGAGAAGAGCAUGCAGCGUCAACGAAAUCUGCAACGCAUAGCAUCUACAGCCAACAAGCACGAAAAGCGGCUCAUGCCCGGUAUCGCAGACCCGGAUCAGAUCAAAACGACCUUUGACCAAGUACAUGUGCCCACCGAGACGGUAGACUCGAUACGAACCAUUACUUCAUUAUCACUACUACGUCCUGAGGCUUUCAGCUAUGGUAUUCUAGCGACGGAGAAGAUAUCUGGCGCCUUAUUAUACGGACCUCCCGGCACAGGAAAAACGCUUCUAGCCAAGGCUGUAGCGAAGGAGAGUGGCAGCACGGUACUCGAAGUUUCCGGUAGCCAAAUCAUGGACAAGUAUGUGGGCGAGGGCGAGAAGAAUGUGGCAGCCAUCUUCUCUCUAGCACGGAAGUUAUCGCCAUGCAUCGUCUUCCUCGACGAAGCAGAUGCUGUCUUUGCGUCCCGAGACGCGAUGCGUGAACGAACGUCGCAUCGCGACAUACUCAACCAAUUCCUGAAAGAGUGGGAUGGCCUCAAUGAUCUUUCUGUGUUCGUCAUGGUAGCUACAAACCGACCUUUCGAUUUGGACGACGCUGUCAUUCGCCGACUACCCAGACGAUUGUUGGUAGAUUUACCCACGCAGGCCGACCGGAAAGAGAUACUACGCAUACAUCUCAAGGGCGAACAACUCGAUGACUCUGUCGAUCUAGCAGACAUCGCUAAGCGCACCCCGUUCUACAGCGGAAGCGAUCUCAAGAACAUUGCCGUCUCUGCCGCCCUCGCAUGCGUCAAGGAAGAGAACGAACAAGCCGCCAUUGCCGCUGCGAAAGCCAGUACAGAGUCUGAGUCUGAAGCCAUAUCCACUCCUGAUUCGGAAACAUCGGAAUCCACGACCGCAGCCACAUCCACAGCCUCUGAAUCCUCCCAACAACAACAACCCUCCUCGCCAUCAACACCACCAAAAGCCCUACACCUCGUCCGCGGCCAAAACUACACAUUCCCCGAGAAACGCAUCCUACACUCACGCCACUUUGACAAGGCGCUGCAGGAAAUCAGCGCCAGUAUCAGCGAAGACAUGAGCAGUCUGAGCGCGAUCAAGAAGUUUGACGAGCAGUAUGGUGAUCGCAAGGGGAAUAAGCGAAGAAAGGACUUUGGGUUCGGGAUGAUUGCUGAGAGGAAUGAGAGUGCGGCUAGGGUGAGGAUAUAG
Messenger RNA from Alternaria hordeiaustralica, 3696 nucleotides. RefSeq lists its product as uncharacterized. The record is from RefSeq and is a predicted model, not a curated record. Gene Ontology annotation, molecular function: ATP binding; ATP hydrolysis activity. The coding region runs from base 1 to 3696 and encodes 1231 amino acids. Gene Ontology annotation, cellular component: mitochondrial outer membrane. NCBI's taxonomy places the organism in Eukaryota, Fungi, Ascomycota, Dothideomycetes, Pleosporales, Pleosporaceae. The transcript has 2 exons.